Molecule: messenger RNA, 1272 nt
Organism: Drosophila bipectinata
Lineage: Eukaryota; Metazoa; Arthropoda; Insecta; Diptera; Drosophilidae
Source: RefSeq, a predicted model, not a curated record
AUGUUUUUUCCUCCAUCACAUAAAGACGUUCGAAAAAACCUUCGCUUGCCACCUCAAUGUGCUUGGUUAAAGUUAAACGGUUCAUGGCCUUUGUCAAAACAUACAAGUGACGGAUUAUUUUCGAAAAACGCUUUCUUGCACAUGACUUACACAGUAUGGGCGUGGUAUGUCAUUGGAUCUGUUGGUAUUACAAUUUGUUAUCAGACUGGUUUUUUGAUGACACAUCUUUCUGAUAUUAUAAUGACCACGGAAAACUGUUGUACUACAUUUAUGGGAGCUCUAAACUUCAUAAGGCUUAUUCAUUUACGCGUAAAUCAAAACAAAUUUCGAAGUCUUAUUGAAAGUUUUUACAAUGACAUUUGGAUUUCAAACAUAACCAAUCCAAUAAUUUCAACAAAAUGUCAAAAACGUAUGAGGACGUUUAUUAUUAUGACAGCUUUGCUUUCGUGUUUAAUUAUUCUUUAUUGUGCAAUGCCACUAAUUGAACUAUUAUUCACCAUGGGAUCCGACUCGAACAUAAAGCCAUUUCCCUACAAAAUGGUGUUUCCGUAUGAUCCUUACUGCAGUUCGAUGGCUUACGUUUUUACGUACAUAUUUACGUCAUAUGCAGGAAUUUGUGUGGUGACAACGUUGUUUGCAGAAGAUUCAUUAUUCGGUUUCUUUAUAACGUAUACCUGUUGUCAAUUUCAACUGCUACACGAAAAAAUAAUACGUUUAUUUAUGACAGAAAAGGAAUUUAAAGAUAACGACCCCAAAGAUGGGAAAAUUUAUUGUAAACGCCUAAAAAGUAUCGUAAAAAAACACAACAAAAUUAUUAGAUUUUCUAAGCAGUUGGAAGACUUUUUUAACCCAAUUUUACUGUUCAAUCUCAUUAUAUCAUCCAUUCUCAUUUGCAUGGUUGGAUUUCAAAUAAUAACUGGAAAAAACAUAUUUAUUGGUGAUUAUGUUAAAUUUCUUGUGUAUAUAUUUUCGGCAAUUUCACAAUUAUAUAUACUUUGCGAGAAUGGAGAUACAUUGAUAAGUCAUUCUUCUUCAACAGCGCAAUGCCUCUAUAGUUCCAACUGGGAAAACUCAAGUUUUUAUUUAAAUAAAAUCAAUUAUAAUAACUUUCAGAAGCACAUAAGGCUAAUGAUUCUUUGCAGUCAGAAGCCAGUUAAAAUUACAGCAUUUAAGUUUUCAACUCUAUCAUUACAAAGUUUUAGUGCGAUCUUAAGUUCUUCAAUAUCGUAUUUUACUUUGUUAAGGUCGUUGUACAAUGAUGCCAAAAAAUAA